Molecule: messenger RNA, 399 nt
Organism: Schistosoma intercalatum
Lineage: Eukaryota; Metazoa; Platyhelminthes; Trematoda; Strigeidida; Schistosomatidae
Source: the annotation of a GenBank genome assembly
AUGCAACUAACAGUAAAGCCUCUUACGCGUGCUGAGAAAGUAGUCCAGGUGGAUGAUGAUGCAUACGUUUCAGAUUUAUUGGCUGCAGUGAAGUGUGCCUUUGAUAUUGAUCCUGAGUAUCAGCGCUUAGUCUUUAAAGGAUGUCCUUUAUUAGACAAAGACAAGCCUCUACUAAACUAUGAAAUCAGGGAUGGAGACAGACUUACCUUACUAACAAAAAGUGCACCACAACGAAGUGACUUUGAGUCUCUUUUGCGCAAGUAUUUGGCUGAGAAACUUCCUGAAGUUAAUCCGGAUUUUGUGGUCUCGAAAUUUCUUCAGGCAUUGUCUGCCAGAUUAAAUUCCAUGAGUCUCAGUGACAUCGAAAAUUUGGCAAGUGUGUGGCCUCCAUCUGGAUAA